Pteropus alecto (black flying fox) is the source of this 5341-nucleotide messenger RNA. It is a transcript of the gene CEP97, whose product is annotated as centrosomal protein 97. The transcript is spliced from 11 exons. The record is from RefSeq and is a predicted model, not a curated record. Lineage: Eukaryota; Metazoa; Chordata; Mammalia; Chiroptera; Pteropodidae. Gene Ontology annotation, molecular function: protein binding. Bases 298 to 2880 code for a protein of 860 amino acids.
GAUCUUAUAAUUACUCCGAUAGUAAGCGUCAAAUAUCGCGAACAUCUAGGAAAGGGAGUGAAAUGAUCAUCUAACAAAACAGUUAGCUAAUCUGUCAAAUAAGGGAGUUUACCAGGGCUCCUAAACUCAACGCGGCUCAGAUUCUAACCCAGGUUUUACAUCAUAGGCGGAGGCAGCCAACUGGCGUGAGGAUGCCAUGCAUUCUGGGAGCUGUAGUUUCCGGGCACCUCCUCCCAACUACGAGCUCCACAAAGCAGCUGGAGGACGGUUGCUUGGUAUUACUAGCAAGCGGAAAGUAUGGCGAUGGCGCGCGUCGACGCGGUUUUGCCUCCCGGAGAAGGAUCAGUGGUUAAUUGGUCAGGGCAGGGGCUACAGAAAUUAAGUCCAAACUUACCCUGUGAAGCUAAUAUUCAUACUUUGAUUCUGGAUAAAAAUCAGAUCAUUAAAUUGGAAAAUCUUGAGAAAUGCAGACGAUUAAUACAGUUGUCAGUGGCUAAUAAUCGGUUGGUGCGGAUGAUGGGUGUGGCCAAAUUGACCCAACUCCGGGUGUUAAAUUUGCCUCAUAAUAGCAUCGGUUAUGUGGAAGGGCUAAAGGAACUAGUACAUUUGGAGUGGCUGAAUUUGGCAGGAAAUAAUCUCAAGGCCAUGGAACAAAUCAUUUGCUGCACAGCUCUACAGCACCUUGAUUUAUCAGACAAUAACAUACCACAGAUAGGUGAUCUGUCUAAAUUGGUAUCACUGAAGACCCUGCUUUUACAUGGAAACAUCAUCACCUCUCUUAGAAUGGCACCUGCUUAUCUACCCAGAAGUCUUGCUAUACUUUCUUUGGCAGAAAAUGAAAUUCGAGACUUAAAUGAGAUUUCUUUUUUGGCAUCCUUAACUGAAUUGGAACAGUUGUCGAUCAUGAACAAUCCUUGUGUGAUGGCAACACCUUCCAUUCCAGGGUUUGACUAUCGGCCAUACAUCGUCAGCUGGUGCUUAAACCUCAGAGUCCUAGAUGGAUACGUGAUUUCUCAGAAGGAAAGUUUGAAAGCAGAAUGGCUCUAUAGUCAAGGCAAAGGGAGAGCAUAUCGGCCUGGUCAGCACAUCCAGCUUGUCCAGUAUCUUGCUACAGUUUGUCCUCUUACUUCUAAACUGGGUCUUCAAACUGCAGAGGAUGCCAAACUAGAGAAGAUUCUGAGCAAGCAGAAGUUUCACCAGAGGCAGUUGAUGAACCAAAGUCAAAAUGAAGAGUUGUCUUCUCUUCCUCCUGUUGAAACAAAGGCAUCCCUUGUACCUGAGCAUUCAAGCCCUGUUCAAGAUUGCCAUAUAAGCCAGGAAAGUGAACCUGUCAUCCAAGUCAAUUCUUGGGUUGGGAUAAGCAGUAAUGAUGAUCAGUUAUAUGCUGUUAAGAAUAACUUUCCGGCCUCUGUACACACUACAAGAUAUUCUCGAAAUGACCUGCACCUGGAAGACAUACAGACAGAUGAAGACAAGUUAAACUGUAGUCUUCUCUCUUCAGAGUCUACUUUCAUGCCAGUUGCAUCAGGACUCUCCCCAGUAUCACCUACAGUUGAGCUGAGGCUACAAGGCAUUAACUUAGGCCUAGAAGAUGAUGGUGAUGCAAAUGAAUCUGUGAAAGAACAGGAGAACCGGGACUUGGAUAAGGAAGAGGAAAAAGCUUUUUGGGCUGCAAAUGAGUAUUCUGUUCAAAUGAUGAAAAGUGCAGUCAGUACAGAGGUAAAUGAGAAAGAUGGGCUAUUACCUUGUCCUGAGCUGACAGUAACCAAUGCUGUCUUGAAAGGGGACACCCACAGUCUUACCUCUUUUCCUGAGUCAGUUGGACACAAUGUCUUCCACAUACAGCCAGACAGUGAAGAAACCAUGUCUCAGACAGCUUCAGAGAAACUCCCUUGCAGAGUUUUAACCCAGAAAUCUGUUCCUUUGGGACAAGAUAAAAUUGUCCCCCAGAAACUGAAUGAAGCAGCCACCAAACUUCAGGCCUAUUGGCGGGGCUUUUGUGUCAGGAACUACAAUCCUCAAGCUAAAGACGUGCGUUAUGAAAUUCGGCUGCGCAGAAUGCAGGAGCACAUUGUCUGCCUAACUGAUGAAGUAAGGAGGUUAAGAAAAGAAAGAGAUGACGAACGUAUUAAAAAUUUUGUACAAGAAGAGGCUGUCAGAUUCCUUUGGAACCAGGUAAGAUCUCUACAAGCUUGGCAACAGACAGUGGACCAGCGUCUCAGUUCCUGGCGUACUGAUGUUCCUCCUAUAUCAAGUGCUCUGGUGCCAUCUGAACCUCCAUUAUUCACCCGAAGUCAGGAGCCCUCUUCUGAUCAAGAUUCUGAUUGGUUCAUUGCUCCUGAUGAAGCUCCUCAAGAGAAAUCCUUACCAGAAUUUCCAGACUCUGGUUUUCAUUCCUCCCUAACAGAACAAGUUCACUGUUUGCAGAAUUCUUUGGAUUUUGAAAAAAGUUCCACUGAAGGCAGUGAAAGUUCCAUAAUGGGGAAUUCCAUUGAUACAGUCAAAUAUGGGAAAAAAUCAGAUGUAGGGGAUGUUAGCGAAGAACGUGGUGAAUGGAGUAAGGAAAGCUCAAACAAUGAGCAGGAUAAUAGUCUGCUUGAACAGUAUUUAACUUCAGUUCAACAGCUAGAGGAUGCAGAUGAAAGGACAAAUUUUGCUGAAGGUACAGGAGAUAGUAUGUUUCACAUAGCUCGUUCCCCUGAAAAGUUAGAUGCCUUGUCUGACAGUGCUUCUGUAGAUGAUAUUCAUGGCGUAUCUCCUACUUUGCAAGAUGAGAUCAACCAGACACCAGAGAAUUGUAAAUUAAAUGCAGAAGUUCAAGGGCAGCAGUCAGAAUGUGAUUCUACAUUUCAGAUAUUGCCUGUUGGUAUUAUUGUGUAGCAUGUCUGGUUGCUUGGGAAAAUCUUAAUAUUUUCAGUUGCUCUUUUUUUUUUUUUUUGAAGGGAAAUGGGAAUAUUCCCCCCAGUUUUGUUACUAUUUAUGUUGAAUUUGUAUUCUUGCCUCAUAAUUUCCAUAGAUAGUGAGCUGAGUCUUCAUUUUGAUUUUGUUAGCUUUAUACUUAGCUGUAAUGUAUCAAACAGUAUUUAUUUUGAAAGCUAUAUGCACUUUAUUUCUUAACUGAAUUGCAUCGACAGUGUUUUUUUCUGUAUUUCCUUUGAAAAAUAAACUAGAAUAUCUUAGAGAAGAUAGAAAAAUUUACCUUAAAGAUAUAAAUAAGAGAAUUUUGACUCUGGGGAAAUUAAUUGUGUUGUGAGGAAUGCAAUUCGUUAAAGUGAAUAUAAAUGACAAAUAUGAGGAUUGUGAACUAUUGAAAUUUGCCAGCCUCCUUGGAGGAAGAACAUGUGUUUUUAAGACUUUUUUCCCCCCUUAUGAGUCAAAGAAAACUGUCUUGUAUGCAAAUAGGGAGAGAAGAUAAAAUUAUAGGACUUUUCACUAGGGUUAACUAAAUUAUCUCAUGGAGAACUUUAUAUCAUCUAUCAGUUUUAACAUAUGAAGCAAAAUGUUCCAUGCAUAAUUAAAAUCAAACUUAUUUAAAGAGAUAACACAAUAUUUCUCCCAGAUAUUUGCUUAUGUAUUUCAGAAGGUCGUGGUCAUUUACUUCACUUUCGACCUCAGCCUCAUAAUGAAGAACAUUUAAAAUAAUACUAGUGGUGGAAUAUCAAUGACUUUUUUUUUUAAAGAACUAUUUUUUAUCUAAAUAUCUGAAAAAAAGUGCUACAUUUAGAAGACAAUUUAAUGGUGGGUAAGAAAAAAUAAACCUCACUUAUCUCGUUAAAAAAGAAUAUUAUCUCUAACUCCAGGAAAAAAUGAUAAUAUUGUGUUUGAAUGUUAUAGAUAGAUGUAUUUGCAAAUGAAGGAUAGUUUUUGGAAGCUUGAUAUUUUAAUCUUUAAGAACAUUCUGAUAUCAUUGAACAACACAUAUCUGAUUUCCCCCAGUUUAUGGACAUUCAACUAGUUAAAACAACGGCAGUAUUUAAGUGUUCUUUAAUUUUAGGUGCUAAAUACCUAUUCAUUAUUCUAUUACAGUCACUGGGUCCCCUUCUUUGAAGUUAUAUAAAAUAACUUCUGAUCCUUCAAGAAUAAAGUCAGGGAUCAUAUGUUAAUACUCUGUUGAUAAUUAGAAACAUUUCUCCAGUAUGGAUAAGGUGUAUUUUUCCUGGUUUAUAAAUAUGUAGCACUCAGGUUGAGAAGACUUGGAUUUUGUUCUCAGAAAUCUAGAAUCUCUUGAAAAGGAAAUAUUUUCUGUCUCUUAUAAACUGAACAGUAGUCUUACGUUCAAAAGUAUUUCCCCUAGUGAAGCAUGUGUAAUGUUGAAUGCAUGUUAUAUACAAAUAGAAUUUUUAACUUUUUGAAUAAUAAUAAUUAUCUUUGUGAAUAGUUUUGAAUUUCUUCUUAAAUAUACCCUAUUUUUCUAUUUUACAGUUAAGUGCCUCAUUUGCUGCCCAUGGUUAGACAAAGAAAAACCAAUUUGUAUAGCACUAGUGCCAAAAGUGCUGCUUCAUGGUUCAUCAGUUUUCCAUAAAAGCUCCUGAAAUGUCAUGCUUCAGUAUUACCUAACUAGAUUUCUGCUGACAUCAUCUCCCUCUUCUCUUUUUUUUUUUAAGAAAUGGCAAAACACAACUAAAUUCAUUUGUCAGCAAGAUUUCCUUUUUUAUCUUUGCCUUGUUUUUCUAGCCUAUGAAUAGUAUUCAGCAUACUUUUAUUUUAAAAUUGGCAGAGUAUGAUAAUGAUUAAUAGUCUGCUCUUCAUUCUAUUUAACUUUACUAGUAUUUUGAAGCGCAAGAAUAUUUAGUAGCCCCCUGGCUACCUUAACUGUACAAAUUAUUUUGAAUGUAGAUAGAAUGAAAUAAUGUAAAUUAGAAUGCAGGAAAACUGUCAUAGACCUAAUAUAUUUUAAUAGGUUUACAAUAUAAUUUAAAAUAAUUUAUGUAACUAAGAUAUUUGAUUUUAACUCUAUGGGCUGUUCAUUGGUGUAGCUAAAGGCCAAAUGAGUCUAGUAAGGUUUGGGAAGUUGAGCUUCAACAUGGUCUUUGUGUUUUUUAGUUCAGCUGUGUUAUUUUAGUUCAUAUCAGUUCUCUUGAUUUAUGGAAAAUUCAAUAUAUCAGAUAUUUCUGCAGAAGCACAGAAUAAUACCAUGUGAGAAUUAGAAGGAACUUUAGAGAUGAUCUAUUCUAAUAUCUUUGUUUUGAAGAUGAAACUAAGGCACAGAGAAGUUAAAUAACUUGUCUGAUGUUUUAGCCAGUUAGGAGUAAAUAAACCAAAAAUGUACAAGUUAUUGUAUUCCAAAAAAGUUAUUGUAUUCCAAACUGGUGGAGUAAAUAAACUGAAAAUUUAAAAGUAA